CAGGGGCAGAAAAGUCCUAUGCCAUGAGCAGCAUCCGUGUUUGUUGUGCACGCGCAAACAGUUCGAAACGAGCGAGCGUAUGGCUGUCUCCGUCCGGUUGUAGCGAAGUCCGACGGCGGGAUCGAAUUGUGGCGAAGUCACGCCCGUGCAGUGCGCCCACAGCAAAAAGCUCGGCAGGCGAGGCCACAUGUUCUCGUGAAGGCAAAACAACACAGCGCGAGCAACAGCAGCGAGGUUUACCCCAAUUCCCCAUUUCCCGUAGCACGGCAGACGCGCUCCCUUCUGAUUUCUGAAUCCCCGACGCCAUGGCCUCCGCACCGACGCCGCCGCCCCUCCUCCCGGUGACCAACCCUGCGUCCGGAUCGUCCCCGGCCGCCGCCGGAGGCUCCGAUGCGCCGAUCGCUACGCCGGCUUUCCGGCUCUUCCUGAGCCGGAUCUCCGACUCGGCGCGGCGCUCGCUGUCGGAUCGCCGGCCGUGGGGAGAGCUCCUCGACCGUUCGGCGUUCUCGAAGCCAGACUCUCUCUCCGACGCCACCUCCCGCCUGCGUCGCAACCUCGCUUACUUCCGCGUCAACUACGCCGCCGUGGUCGCCUUCGCGCUGGGGGCCUCGCUCCUGGCGCACCCCUUCUCGCUCCUCAUCCUCCUGGGCCUCCUCGCCGCCUGGUGCUUCCUCUACCUCUUCCGCCCCUCCGACCAGCCUGUUGUCCUCUUCGGCCGAACCUUUUCCGACCGCGAGACGCUGCUGGGGCUCGUCGGCGCGUCCUUCAUCCUGCUUUUCUUCACCUCCGUCGCGUCGCUCAUCAUCUCCGGGCUGCUCGUCGGCGGGGCCCUCGUCGCGGCGCACGGCGCGUUCCGGGUGCCGGAGGACCUCUUCCUCGACGAGCCCAACGCGCCCCCCGGCAGCAGCGCGGCCCAAGGGCUGCUGUCAUUCCUUGGCGGACCCGGAUCUGGGGUUUGAGGCGGCGGAGGGCAAGAUCUGGUAGGGUUCUUGGGCUCGACAGAUCUACUGGCUUAGUGGUGGUUUCGAUUGAUGCACCGGCUUCUGCGAAGAUUAGCAAAUUCAUCGAGAUUUUACCAUAUGGCUGAGUUUAGUGCCAAGUAUCGAGUAAUAUGAGUUUGUGGUGUCAGACUUUCGAUAUGGACUGUAUCUUCAUUCGCACGCAGUAAUGAUACGUUGAUAUGCUUCACUCACUCGUUCAGUAUUCUAUUAGUAUUUCCUUUUCCUACACUUGAUAAAUGCUUGUGGAAACUUGUGAUAAUUUCUGACCAUGAGUGCUGAA
Messenger RNA from Zea mays, 1281 nucleotides. RefSeq names its product prenylated Rab receptor 2. The transcript has 2 exons. Gene Ontology annotation, cellular component: Golgi apparatus; endoplasmic reticulum. Bases 306 to 959 code for a protein of 217 amino acids. The record is from RefSeq and is a predicted model, not a curated record. Gene Ontology annotation, biological process: vesicle-mediated transport. NCBI's taxonomy places the organism in Eukaryota, Viridiplantae, Streptophyta, Magnoliopsida, Poales, Poaceae.